CUUUGCACUGGCAACUGCUUCCUUUUCCUCUUCCGGUGACGGAACUUAGAGGCAUUCAAAAUGGUCCAGCGUUUGACAUACCGUCGUAGGCUAUCCUACAAUACUGCUUCCAACAAAACUAGGCUGUCCCGGACCCCUGGUAAUAGAAUUGUUUACCUUUAUACCAAGAAGGUUGGGAAGGCACCAAAAUCUGCAUGUGGCGUGUGCCCAGGCCGACUUCGGGGUGUUCGUGCCGUGAGGCCUAAAGUUCUUAUGAGGUUGUCUAAAACAAAAAAACAUGUAAGCAGAGCGUAUGGUGGUUCCAUGUGUGCGAAAUGUGUCCGUGACAGGAUCAAGCGUGCUUUCCUGAUUGAAGAGCAGAAAAUCGUUGUGAAAGUGUUGAAGGCACAAGCACAGAGUCAGAAAGCCAAAUAAAAAUGUAUGAAGCUUUUUUGAAUAAUAAAAAUCAAAGGCUUGUUUUUUCUGUUUA
Molecule: messenger RNA, 469 nt
Organism: Choloepus didactylus (southern two-toed sloth)
Lineage: Eukaryota; Metazoa; Chordata; Mammalia; Pilosa; Megalonychidae
Gene: RPL34
Product: ribosomal protein L34
Exons: 5
Coding region: 61-414 (117 amino acids)
Biological process (GO): translation
Cellular component (GO): ribosome
Molecular function (GO): structural constituent of ribosome
Source: RefSeq, a predicted model, not a curated record